AUGCCUCACAAGAUUCAAGAUGAAAGUAAUAUCUGUGAAGUUCGAGGACUUUAUGGUAAUCAAGAUCUGCUGGCCUUAAUAACAAGGAUGAUUGGUAAGGAAAUUAUAGUUGAGACGCGUGAUGGCACAAAAUUUGAGGGAAUUUUCGCUGGCUGCUCUCCAGAUGUAACUAUUUUUUGUUUUUUCUACUGUUUGCUAAAUACUAUUGAUGAGUUUUUUUUCUCUCAGUUGAUUCGUCAAUUUAUUAUUGAUAAACUGCAGUUUGAUAGGGAUUGUGUUUUUAGUGUGGAAGCAAAGUGUCGAGAUGAGAAGCGAAUUGAAGGAUUUGCAACGGAUCGGGAAUAUGCGGAUCAAUCUGCUCCCAUCAUGGACAUGGAGCUGCAAGCUUGGGAGACGGAAGAAGAUUACGACGGUAGUUUGUCACUGAACGAGGAUCAAGAGAAUGGUUGGAGUGCUGAGCAAAUGUUUCAGGCAAACGAUAUCUUGGGAGUGAAAAGUACAUUUGAUGAAAACAUGGUGGAAUACGCGACUGCUGAUGUGCAAGGUGAUGCCGAAGAUUUCAAACGGGCAGAACGAAUCGCUCAGGAGAUUAACAGUAGUAGCACUAGCCGAGCACGUGCACAAUUGGAAAAUGACGAUGAAGAGCGUGAUCUAGAUAAAGAAACAUCAGAAUUUCGAGUGCAGCAGAAUAGUCGGAAAAUAUCAGGCGCAGGACGUGGAAACCAGUCUGGAAAUACACGAGAUAAGGGAACUUUUAACAUGUCUAGAGGACCACCAAAUAGUAAGCGAUUGGAUGGCAUACCAGGGGCCGCAAGAGGAAGAACCUAUGGGUCAGGUUCGUCUCGUCUGUUCACAAAUUCAUCUAUGGGCCAUUCAUUGAGAGGUCCUGGUGCAGUCUCAGGACCCGCUUCACGAUACCUACCGAGUGGUAUUUUAGAAAGACCAACUGCACAAGAAUUGCAUUUACAGUUUGGACGUAUGAUUUUUUUCUUUAAUUUAGUUGGAAUUUUGAAGUCACUUACAUAUAUGAUUGCCAUUUUUUCUUCAGAAUGGGUUCGACGUGGAGAAAGCUCAGGCCCCAUAUCAGUUACUGAAAAUAGAGGUGGGAGACAAACAGAACAAGUAAUUGGAAACAAUGGAAGAGUGUACAAUCAACGUCUGGCGACCAAUCAUCAUGAGGGACAAUUAUCUCGCGAUGAAAGUAGAAAUUUACAUUAUCAAAACACAUCAAAUAAUGCAGGGAGUUCCUCUCGUCAACUGACAUCGAAACAGACAGAACGGGUCAGGAAUUUGAAAGAAUUUCACCAAAACUUCAACAGUACUUUUCAGCCUUCACAUUCAGUUCAUACUACCAACGAUGAAUCUCAACGUACAAACACUACACAAGGACCGGCUACAUCCACUGUUGUAUCAAGACCAGUGAAUAAUGCAUGGAAUAAAGGACCACCUCCAGGCAUGCGAGGAUCCGUUACUUCAUCAACGCAAGUGGCUCGCAGUGGUGUAACAUGUUCAGAUGUUAUAGACUUGCCAUCAGGAAAAGAUGUGGAAGUAUCAGCUGCAAUUGUUACUGUUACUUCGGGAACAACUGCAGCGAGCUCCUGUACAUCACAUGACCAACGAACAUUCCAGUCAACAACGACUAGAGCUAGAGGACUUGUGCAGACAACAGUUAAUGUUACUGUUCCAGGGCGUUCGUCUCUUACAGCGGCAGCAUCAUCGUCACCAAGUACGGUAGCAUUGGCUGUGGUCUCGGAAUCACGUCCUGCUAAAUCAGUAUCAGCAACUGCUCGUUCCUGUGAUAGAACGCCACCGUCUUGUGCAGAUGUUAUUGCUCGAGUUUCAGAACCGCAAACCUCAACAACGCAUACACAUCAGACCCAUCAUUUGUCUGCUGCUGCUUCUUCUUCUUCCAUUGCUCCAACUGAUCCCACACCCAGUGCUCCAAUGACCGAUACUGCGAAAACAACUACUACCAAUGUAGUCAGCACUACAUCCGAUGGGCGACAGUUUGUUUGGAAUCCGGAUGCUCCAUCGUUUGUCCCGAGGAAUCAAUCAGUUACCACAUAUCGCAACCCUGAACAUUUUAGCCAUCGCCCUACAGUGCAUAGUAUCCGCACUCCCCCUGGUCCACAGCCUCUCAUGUCUGCUCAUAUUGCGGCACCGAGCCAUGUGCAAGGAUUGGCUCUAGCCAACGCACAAGGUUUAUCAGUACAGACUGUACCGUCAAUAGCUCAUGCAGGACCACCACAGAUGUUUCCUUAUGCACAGCCUAAUGCUUAUGGUCCUGCUGUGCCAGUUUAUUAUAGUACGCCAGUAGUACAUACUACGCCAAGUGUGGCAGCAGCAACAGCAACAGCCGCAAACGUUACGGGUGGUCCGAUCGUUGCAAAUACGAAUGGUUUACCUGUUGGACGGCAGGGUCAAAUGUCUGGACAAAUAAAUUCUAGCAAUAGACGAAACCAACAGCAGUUUAUUCAAGGUGUAACAGGAAUGUAUGUUCCUGGAGCUAGUCAACCUUACGCUCAGCAGCUAAUGACUCAGUAUCAGGUCCGUUUAAUGCAAUGUUUAGACUUUCAGGUACCAUAUUUUGCACCUUUCCCAUCGCAGCUGUCGAUUGGAACCUCCAGUAUGCCACCACCGCCGCUUCCUCCCCCAACUACAAAUACAGUUCUCACAGGUCCUCCACCUUAUCCCCUAAUACAGAUACAUAUGAUGCCGCGCUUACCGCACCCUCAUGCAACUAUAGAUUAUUCAGUUGCAGCACCGACAGUAUUAAAUGCGCAACAACAGCAGCCUCAGCAAGUAUCUAGCAGCACUUCCAGCAAUGGAACAGGAUCGAAUGGCCAGAACAGUCAAACAGCAACACCUGGUCCUGUAGUUUCGCCUCCUCAGGUACAUCAGCAGCAACAGCCGUCACUUACACAUUAUCCACAGUCGGGUACCCCACAAUCGCCACACACUCUGUUCGUCACACUUCCACCAGGGCAACCAACAUCAGCAAGCGCCCAGCCGCAUUUAUAUGUCCAAGCACCGCAAUUUCCUUUUCUUGCGGCUGGACAACCGGGCUUUGUGAUGGCAUAUGGUCCACAACCUGUUGUUGUCCAUCCUCCUGUCGCAGCGCCUACGGCGCAUAUACCAUUUUCUCAAGCGCAUCAAACUCAUGGGCAGGUUGUCAAUUUAAUUUCGGGUCCUAGUGAACAUUUCCAAGUAUCAGCAACUGAACCAGCUGUUGUUCCUCAACCUUCGUUGCCAGGUGCUCAUCAGGCGUAUAUUUCGGGUACAAGUGAUCAGAUUUAUGGACAAUAUAUGCAUGUUCAACCGCAGCACUCUAGUGCAUUUCAACAGUCAUUACCACAACAACCUUCUCAACAGCAAGCAGCAGGUAAUGUUGGGUCAUUGCGUAAUUCAGUCAAUCCAGGAACUGGUGCACCACCGUUGCAACAUCAAACUUUUCAACCUGGUGUUAUAACUCCAAACAGCUCGGCUGCCCCAAGUAAAUUUUAAUG
Molecule: messenger RNA, 3506 nt
Organism: Thelazia callipaeda (thelaziosis nematode)
Lineage: Eukaryota; Metazoa; Nematoda; Chromadorea; Rhabditida; Thelaziidae
Source: the annotation of a GenBank genome assembly